Molecule: messenger RNA, 14687 nt
Organism: Paramuricea clavata
Lineage: Eukaryota; Metazoa; Cnidaria; Anthozoa; Malacalcyonacea; Plexauridae
Source: the annotation of a GenBank genome assembly
UGACGGCGAAAUGCAAAGUGAAAGUAAAAACGAAGUAUAUGAUAUGGCAUUGGCACAACUUUAAAUUCAACCUCGUUCGCUACGAGGUUGCUUUACAGUAAAUUAAAGUAAAAUUCAGUUUUUAUUUUAUAUAAAUGGGCACCAAAGGAAGUAAGCCAGCUUUUAUACCUGAACCACAAGAAACUAUAAAUGAGAGACAAUAUCAGAGAUCGGUGCACCAGCACGACGUCGAAGUUCAAGCAGAACGCAAUCACAGAUUAUUAAGACAGCACACUGAGCACAGACAGGACUUUCAGUAUGGCAAAGAUAGCGAAUUUUGCUUUCUAUUGAAAGUAAGCGAUCCAUCGGCAUAUCCAGCAGAAAAACUACACAAAUGGAUUACCAAUACCGAGCUGUUGAGAUCUUUGGGUGUUUCCAUUUUGGGCGUUCGUUAUUUAGAUCGCGGAAGUACGCCAGUUGCCCUUGUUUAUUGUGAAGAUUUCGAUGCAACAGAGUUUGUAUGGGACUGUUUAAACAACAUAAAGUUGCCUAGUGGUAUUCAAGUAGGCCGUACAUGUAUGCCUGAGCCUUCACAAAAUGAAACAAGAGCUGUUGCAGAAAAAGUCAAUGAGAAGAAUUAUGAUGUGCGCAAGGUAUUCAAAUUUAAUAUACUCAUGAGUCAUUUCAAUUAUUAGUAUAAUUUUAGUAUAAUUUGUAUCAAGGUAAACAAUUGUCUUUUCAGUAAAGACUGGGCUAUUCCAUUCAAUUGCUACCCCUCCCCCCCUCCCCAUAUGUACAUGUUUACAUAUUAUAGUUAUACCUCUGAAGAAUUGCUCAAAACAGUUACCCGCAAGGAAUUCCAGGGUUUGUAAACCCUUUGCCCACAAGGAACAUCAAGAUUCUUACUCCUGAAGAAUUCUAGCUAGGUCACUAGUUAGGAUCAGUGGUAACCUGAAGUUCAGGCCCUAAUCACAGAAUAGGGCCUGACACAAAACCUGUCUAAACCGUGGAAUUCCCGUCCAUCUGGUGGAUGGGAAAUCUGAUUGGUUGAUCAGCAUCAUGAAAGAUUUUGAUUGGCUGCAAGUUCACAUAAACAACAGUUUUAAAAAUAGCUCGCUCAAGGCGACAAUGGGUCGUUCCAGAAAAGAUCCAUACCCCCCCACGGAGGAAAUUUUUGCUGUCCGAAGGGGGAGGGAGGAAAAAUGUCUUAGGAUGUCCGGGGGGGAGAGGAAAAAUGUCUUAGGAUGUCCGAAGGGGGGGAGAGGGAUGUGGAUAUGUUUGUCUGAAGGUUUGAGACUGUGAUAAAGCCAUGUGAUCGGCGAUUAUAAUGAGCCCGCAAUUUUUAGCGGCUAUAUAUAUGCAGCUCUUGAACACCGGAACGUGGCCACCAAAAACUAACUCGCUGUAACAGCGUAUCCUGCAUGUUGAGAAUGAGUCGAAAAUUGACACGCUUUAUUUAUAUAGUUUGCAGUUUUCGUUCGUAUAUAUAUAUAAGUUUGAAUUAUUCAAGUGUUAAAAGUAAUAGUUAUUAAACUGUUGCUCGAGUUAAGAGACUGCUAUGUGAACUGAACUCAAAACAGUUUGUUUUAGUAUAUAGUCAAUAAAGCUUCCUUGCGAGGUGCGUAUCUAGAAAAUAGAAAUGGCUUUCAUAUUAAGGGCGAGGUUAAGGAAUGCAGUAAUACUACAAAAUGUAUUAGCAUGUAAGUAAACACAGCAACGCUUGUCAAUCAGUCGCAAGUUACAUCGAAUUUCAGUCCGAAUUUUACUUGAACGAAUUUCGAAGUGAAUUUCUGCAAAUUAUCCGACAAAACCUGCCACGUGUUUGUGUUCGCAAGUCACAAGAAGCCGCCAAGUGUUCCGCCACGCCAGAGCUAUUUGAGAACAGCAUAGAAAAGUCACAAUAAGCCAUCGCUAAUUCACUCUACGCUGGAGCAAAUCGUUUGCAAACUUUCACGUCACUUUUGCCGUAACAAUUUGAGCACGGUUUCUAAACGGAGCGAGUGAUAGCUUCGUGUGAACACAAACGUGUAAACUUGAAUGCUUUUCAGUUAAAUUUCUUGGGUCUAUUUGAAAUAUUUUGGGUUUACACGAGUGCUAAUUCAAUUUGUAAACAAACUGUAAUGGCGGUAGUAUGAACACACGUAAAUUCUGCCCGCAUUAGUUCGCUCGCGCGUAGUGUGAACGUAGUCCAAUUUUCGGUGACGUUUUCAAACGGCGAGGUAGCCUUUAGAAAAAUUUAGAAAUAGUGGAUGUCCGAAGGGGAGGGGGGUAAUUUUGGGCUUGGAUGUCCGGAGAGGGGGGGAGGAUGAACCAUUCAAGGAUGUCCGAAGGGGGGGAGGGGGUUAUUUUCGAUUUCCUCCGUAGGGGGGGGGGUAUGGAUCUUUUCUGGAAUGACCCAAUAUAAACUCUGGUCAAACGCACGUAACAAAUUCCAUUGUCGAUUUCUUCGAAUUUCUUUUCUUUUAAUUAUGCUUUAUGGCAGAAAAUAAAUCAAACAAACAGUAUUUUGAAAGGGCUUUAUCAAAAUCUUUGAUGAAUUUUGGACACACUACUGUCACUACACUGGAAGAACAGCCAAACUAGUCGUGUAUUCGAAAGCUUGUUGUUGGCAGCCAAGAUGUUCUACCAACUCAACUAGCUUCACCGGGAGAAGUCUUAUUUUUAAUAUCAGGUCCUACCGGCAUUGUUUUCUGAGCUACAUCACCUUCUUCGUGGUAUGAUUGAGAAUUUCAUUGUAAGUUGCUGUUGUUAAUACCCGUUAGAGUAUAUCCGCGUCCAGCAAGUUGAGACCUUGAGAAAGCUUGGCAGUCAAGCCAUGCACAGAACUGACUAAUAGUGCUGUCCACAGUAGCUAAAAAUAGAUUCUCCAAAUGAAGACCCCCCACGAGACUCAGACAAACAAACUAACAUUUUGUACAGAAUUGUACCAGCAGCGAACAUAAAUUGGUCUAAAUUGAUGUUUUUAUUUAUCUUAUCUGUGCUAAAGCGAAUUCAAAUUUAUCCCAAAUUACAAACAUGGUUAAUGCUAAGCACUGUUGCUGGGGAACAUGUCCAAGUGAUUCGAGAUACUCAGAAAAACUGCCGAAACAGGGAAUUGCAAAGUCGGACAGGACGGGAAUGUCUGCAGUAGCAAUAUGUUGAUUGUUAUUGACUGCGGACUGUCCUGGUUUUUCUCCAAGAACUUUUGCAGCUAACCAUUUCCCCCCGUCAAUACAUCCAGCGAACGAUGCUUUCCCGAACUAUUAAAUGCAAUCACUAACUUGCUGAAGAAGAACUUGGCGUUUACCGCUUUGCUAUAAGCCUCUACAUUUUAACCAGGGUCGCUUGAGUUUAAUCGACAGUAUAAUCAGAUGGAUCAUGCUCAAAAUAUGAGUCUGGGAUGCUGUCGUUUUCAGUGAGAGUCUGUUGUUAAAUUUAUGACUGAGAGAAGCAAUAGUUUAACCAGACAGUGUUAGGCUAACACACUGUUAAAGGGCGGUUCUCUAUUUUACAAAACUGAAUAUUUAAAAAUAGAUAAAUAAAAGUGUUGUUUUUAUAAUACAGUCGAACCCCUAUAAGCGGACACCUCUCUUAAGCGGACACCUCUUUUAAGCGGACACAUAUCUCAGGUCCAACUCGUUUUCUUUAAUAAAAUACUAUUAUUAUAACCCCUAUUAAGCGGACACCCCUUUUUAACGGACGCGGACACCUUACUUGAGGUCCCAAUGGACAAAUCAACCUCUCUUAAGCGGACAGCUGAUAAAAUGUAUUCAAUAUUCGACAGUAAAUAACAAUGAGAUCAAUUUACAUGGCAAAUUGACAGUGACACACCAACUUGGGGCGAAGACAUCAGAGCCAAGAUUAUUGAGGAAGUGACGAACGAGGACGGAGGACUGUGAGCCGCCAGCCGAAAGAUAUGUGUCAGAUCACUGAUGAUGACAAUGAACUGAGCGAAGAUGAUGAAUUCGACUGGUCUCUUAACGAACCAGUCAUUAAAUCGUCCUCCGAAGCCCUUAAAGUUGUCGAGCGGCUGGCAGAAUUCGCACAAUUUCGAGGUUCUGAAGAACUUUCCAACGCCAUUUUUAUCAAUUUUAUGUAAAUGACAUUAUGAUAGACUAUCGUCUGUGUGAGCCUCGAAAGCAAACUUGUAUCGAUUCCUUUUUUAUAUGACUGUGAGGGACGUAUACAUUUUCUAAUGAACUUUAAUGCACAACUGAAAUUUUCAUUUUAUGCUAAUUAUUUGCUAGAUAUUUUAUACUGUUUUGAUGCUCAAAUUACACACCUAAUUACACACCUUUGCCUCCUGCUGUGUUUUUCUACAUACCCCUUUUAAGCGGACACCCCUUUUAAGCGGACAUUUAGGCGAGGUCCCGAAGGUGUCCGCUUAAUAGGGGUUCGACUGUAACAUAUUUUUGUUGUAUUGUCAAAGCAAAAUAGUUCUACUGGUCAACGGAAGAUUUUAUAUUUGAUAUUUUAUAUAGUUUGUAGUUUAUCUUUGACAUUUUUUAAAAAAAGUUUAAAUUUGAAAGUAUUAAUUUUAAUUACAUUCCUAGUCAAUAGAAAUCAAUAGAUUAUAGUAAACAAUCCUAGCUUCUUUGGCUUUGGACUUUGCUAUUAAUAAAAGAGAUGUCUAAAGUAAUAAAAUAAUGCACACUAAAGCGAGUAAAUAUAAGUUAGUAUAAACAUGAAAUCAACAACAUUAAAUAUAGGGAACUUUAGAACUGAUUCGCUAGGGCUACGAAAUCUGGUACGACUACGAGAUUUUUUCCGUUAGAUAUCUGCUACUACAGACUUUCUAUCGUCCUUUCUUUUGCAUACCCUUUCUUUAUAGCAACAGUUACGCCAAACCAUAUACUAUUAUAAUACAGUAACCGCCUAUGAUAGAAACGACAUGACAAUCGAUACUAAAGUGACGAAAAAGUUUAUAUUUCUACUUCCAAAGCAAAAAUAUUUUGCACUGGCACUUCAGGUAAAGCGAAAAAUACAAGGUGUGUAUGAUUUCGCACAAAUAAACUGAAUAAAAUUUGGAUCCCUGAAAUGGCAUUUUCAACAUUCUGAGAGCACAUUUUGUAAGAAAUUUCAGGUUUUUAAAACAUUAAUUUAAUGGUGCAUUUUGUUAUAAAUCAUAUAUGCUAAGCAUAAAAAACGAGCUAGCUAAAAUUAUUGGAGGGGGGGGCGAUCACCCCCCUGCCCCCCCCCCCUAGUUUCCGCCACUGGUUAGGAUGGUUAAGUGUAGGACAUUGUCCAGUAGCGUAACUACUAUGGUCUCAGACCGGGAGAACCUGGGGGCCCCCAACCCCAAUGGGCCAAAUGGGGGCCCCAGGCUUAGGCGAUAGAGCAAAAACAUUGGCCAGGGCCUCUCUGAUAUGUUACAAUGUCAUUUUCUGACCAUCAGAAUUCUGUAAAAUCUCUCCCCAAAGUCCAGGAAAUGGCAUUUCAAUUGGCAUUUCAUUUUCAUUUUUUUAGAUUCAUGCCCUGGACCCCCUAGAAAACUUGUGCAUAUACGGUGCUCGACUCGUGCCUUUGGCACUUCUACUAGGGGGCCUUUGAAAAUUUUGAACCGGGGGGCCCCUGAUAUAACGUUACGCCACUGACAUGGUCAGCUAAUAAUCUCGGAAUUUAAGUUGCUUGGAUUCAGGUCUAAACACAGGGCAGCCCAAUCUUACCCUGUGUUAUUGAUUUAUUACGUUAUAUCUUUAUAUAAAUAGUAUAUUGAAAAUCAUUAGAAAAUCCUGUGUUAUUAAUUUAUUACGUUAUGUCUUUAUAUAAUAGUAUAAUGAAAAGCACUUACAUGUGUUUCCUGAAAGAUUUUAACGAGAACCGGCCAAGAUUGGCGUUGACAAGAGGUUAACGGCCAUAGUUGGGGUUGGCAUGAGGAUUAACAGCAGGAAAUAAUAGAAGGCUGGUCACUUUGACCGUUAAUUGGAGUAAUUGGGACAAACGCUGACAAAAAUCAAUCGAAUAACGCGAACUUCGGCUGUCGCAUCGUCGCCAAAUUACGUUACAUCGGAAGAGCGAUAAUUUUUACAUAAUAUACUUUUCUUUAACAGAAUUGAACAAUAUCUUCCUGCAGAAAAUGCCAAUUGAAACUUACAAAUGUCUAAUCUUCCGAGGUUUGUGACCGGUAUGAAUUCAUGGCCUUCAAAUUCGAAUUACACGCUGCAUUGUCAUUGGUCGGCUUUCAAAAAAACAACAGGCCAUUCGCAGAGGCCAUUCGCUAACUCCCCAAACGUUCGCUCUCUUACCGGAAAUGGCCUGUUGUUGUUUUGAAAGCCGACCAAUGACAAUGCAGCGUGUAAUUCGAAUUUGAAGGCCAUGAAUUCAUACCGGUGUCACAGGAGAUUCGCCCCCCCCCAGGAGAUUCGCCCCCCCCCCUCUCAAAAGGGGGGCGCCCCCCUGGGGGGCGAAUCUCCUAGGAAUAUCGCCCCCCUUUAGGAAUUUCGCCCCCCAUAUAAAUUUUGAAUUUUUGAUCUAAAAACAAAACGAUUGCAAGUUGAAAAGAUUUAUUGUGUGAUUUAUUUAUUUAUUACAAGGAGACAAAAUUACCUACACAUUUUAGGCUUCUUAGCAGCUGGUGGUGUGCGCAGUCUGCAUAACCACUCAUUUGAGGUACUUAGACUAGUGUCAUAUUCUACACAUCUAAAGUGGAACCAUCACAGAGAUCGCAUAAAAUCAUGUUGUCGUAUUCUUCUGGCAGUUUACAUUCACAUAACAUAUUAUAAAAACAAUCGCUUGCAAAUUUUAUCAAUACGAGUGUUAACAAUAGCCGCCACAGUUGAAUCGUCAACUUUCCGUGUCAGUGAUGUAAUCUUGAUUCUUCGCUUCCCUAAGAAAAUUGCAUUAUACAGGGUGGUGUACAGGGUGUAUAAAAAAAAACGCAACCUCGGAAUUUCCUAAGAAAUACUUUGCAAUUCUUAAGCAUAAAAGAUUUUAAGCCCCUGAGAAUUGAAAUCGAAUUGCUAAUAGAUCAUAUUACUGUUGUUGUGCAUUAAAUAAAUGCAUAAAUUUUGCUUUAUGCACUCGCGUGUGCAAUAAUUUUGACAGUUGUGCUAUUUUAAAUUCCCAGGCGCCUAAAAUCUUUUGUCUUUAAAACCAUGUCGAUUUCUUGGGAAAUUCCGAGGUUGCGUUUUUUUUUUAUACACCCUGUAGAUCUUAUUACUGUUGUUGUGCAUUAAAUAAAUGCAUAAAUUUUGCUUUAUGCACUCGCGUGUGCAAUAAUUUUGACAUUUUAAAUUCCCAGGCGCCUAAAAUCUUUUGUCUUUAAAACCAUGUCGAUUUCUUGGGAAAUUCCGAGGUUGCGUUUUUUUUAUACACCCUGUAUAAAAAAAAACGCAACCUCGGAAUUUCCUAAGAAAUCACUUUGCAAUUCUUAAGCAUAAAAGAUUUUAGGCCCCUGGGAAUUGAAAUCGAAUUGCUAAUAGAUCAUAUUACUGUUGUUGUGCAUUAAAUAAAUGCAUAAAUUUUGCUUUAUGCACUGGCGUGUGCAGUAAUUUUGACACGCCAAUGACAAUAUAAAAAUUUAUUCGCUAAGUGAGUGAAAUUCGCUGCACACGCUUUUGUUUUUGUUAACAUAAAAUUGGAAUGUUAAUUAUAAAUCCAUUGUUUUUUAGCAUAAUAGUUUAAUACGCAUUCAAAUAUUAUUGUGCAGCAGGAUAUUUCGCCGCAAAACAAUAGUAUAAGCUUCAAACAACAAAAAAUCGACAAUGACAUUUAAAGAAGUGCCUAUUGCAAAAAGUUGACCCCCUAGUAUCCGUCAAAAAGUGUGCAGUAGUUUGGCAUGUAUGGCCGGGUGCUGCAAAAAAAUGUUCCAUGGUAACCAUGCACAUUCUUAUAUUUUUAUACCCCUGAAGAUCAAAAUAUUUCUGUAGGAAUAACUUUAUAAAAAAGUCAUUGGCAUUUUGAAACCAACGAGCCAGCCCCCAGACUCCCAGAGCAUUUAAAACAUCGUAUAAAACAGGCCUUAGUGUGUUAAUCGAUAGUCGUCCUCCCAGCAAAGGUGACACAGUAAGCAAAGGUGACACAGAUUUUGUUUAGAAUUUUAAAUUCAAUACAUUAAUUAAGGCUAGGAUUGGAGAUCUUGUUUCAUAAUAGUUAACAAGCGCCUUCCAUGCAUGUCCUCCAAUAAUCAUGAUGGCUUCAUUAUUUCUAAACAAAUUGACUAAAAAGCAGUAUACACAUUGCUUUGUGUUAACAAUAAGAUAAUAAAUAUAUUUUAACAUUUAAAUUGUGUUUUCCAGGCUAGUGUAAACUCCAAUGAUCCUGUAAAGACACCAGUGUGGUCGAAACAUGAUCAAACAUCCCAGAGAAAGGAAAACCUAGCAGAAAAUAAAACGUCUUUAACAUGCACAGCUCCUCUGCGCGCUGUAAAUACUUUCUCAGAAAGUAGUCCAAGUGCACCUUUGAAGAGAUGCAAUAGUUCCAGCAGAAAUGAUACAUAUACAACAACUCAAGAUGUCUACACAGACGUAAAGGGGCAUCAUCUGCACAAGAGAAGAUCUCCUGCAAACGAGAAAAUUGUUGACGCGGUUGCUGUGCCUAAAAGAUGCUCAAGUAAACAUUUAGGUUCUACAACUGAUAGUAGUUCAAACAAUGAUGCCCGUAGUUCGUUCCCAGUUAGUGACAAGAAUGAGUGUUACGGCAUCAAUCGAAACACAGCAAAAGAAGAUAGUUGCCAAAUGCAAAAUUUAAAGAAAAAAGAACCAAUUUUUGAGGUGGAUGCAGAUACCGAAACCUGUUCAAGUGAAAAUUUGUCUAGAAAUGACUUCACUUGUGAUAGCUUGCCUAAGAAGAAUGACCCACUUAAUUCUGUCACUGGAGCAGUGAGUUGCAGUGAGAAUGCUACGGUUGUUGGUGCAGAGACGUCCAAGGUUUGGACAAGUGCAAGUCCACGCAGCAGUGAUUGUAAAGAACAGGGGUUGGUACAGAAAGAGCAGAAGCUAACCAGUGAUUCUUACUUUCUCCCAGGACGUGAUAAAGGAUCACUGCAACCACUGUCACGGAAGCAAACAAGUUCCUUUGAAGGCAACGACAUUGUAAUGAGCUCAAAGAGAAAUAAUUAUGCCGCACAAAAACUGCCACAACAACGACAAAGUAAUUUGAAUUGCAGUGCUAGCUCAAAAAGAAAGAAUUCUGAUGGCGAGUCUAGGUCUACACGAGUCUAUGUGAAACAUGGAAGACCUGUAGAAACGGUUGCUUCCCCACAGUUCAACUCAAUUGAACAAACGUCUGCUGUCAGUAUUACAAGCACAAAAGAUAAAAGUUGUUUGGAUGACAAUGGGGCUACUUUUCUUUCUCCUGUUGAAGUUGAAAUCAAUGCAAAUUUGCUUUCUGACAACUUAGAUAUAUCCAUGAAAGGUAAAGAUGAAAGUGCUACAUUUGGCGUUCCUAAGCAUACAGUUUAUGAAAAGACGCUAACUGUCUCUCGUAAGGAAGAUAUGCCUUCAAAUGUCCAUUGUCACGAGCAGGAGAGUAAAGAAGAAAUAGAAAAGCAGAAGCCGUCAAAAAAAGAACAACAAAGUAAACAGCAGGCGCAAGACAAGCAACAGCAAGAACAACAGCAACAAAAACAACGGAAACGAGAACAACAACGACAACAGCAACAACGACAGAGAGAAAAGCAACAACAGCAUCAGGAACAACAACAGAAAAAACAACAACAGCAACAACAUAAACAAAAACAGCAACAACAACAACUACAACAACAACAACAACAACAACAAGAGCAUCAGCAACAAAAACAUCAGCAACAACAACAGCCACAAAAACAACAACUAAGAGAACCACAAAAACAACUGUCGUUGCAACAACAACUACUACAAGUAGUAAUGCAACAAUAUCAACAACAACAACAACAGAAGCCAAUCAAUCACGUUGUCCAGCUUCGUGGAUUCCCCCUGGAUACGGGCGAGCAAGAAAUUCGGAAGUUCGUUAAAGACCAGUGCGAGGGUGUGGAAAUUUUAAGUCUUGUUAAAACAGAAGAGAAGUGCUUCUGUCUAAAGCUAAACUCACAAGACGAUUGCCAAAAAAUAUACGAAACUUUACGAGGAUCGUCUUUUAAAGAUGCGGAAAUAAAACCAACUUGGAAAAGACCACCAAAAGAAAUCGACCAGGACAAACUAUAUGUUGUCGUGAAAAAUGUACAUCCAAAUAUUAGCAAGGAAGAUGUAAAGAACUAUUUCGUGAACUGUCAAGGCGUUGUUGAUAUUAACGUAACAAAAGAAGGCAAAAUAACUUACGCACGCGUGUAUUUUGAGUCCGUAAAUUCUGCUGGUGGAGCGAUAGAGCAAAUGAAUGGAUUUCGUGUUCGAGGGAAAAAGCUUGAAGUAACAGCAGGUGUUGGAAUAUCAGAAGAAUUAGCAUGGAGAAAAUUAGAACGUCAGCUUCAGGAGUAUUUGGAUCAUGUGCAGAAGCAGAAAAAAUAUCUUCUCACUAAAAAUGACGAAAAUCUAAAAGUUCUUGAAAAUAGCAUCCCUGAUUUACGACCGCAGCGAAAACAUUUUUCACCUGAAGAAUCCGAUCGUCGUGAAAAAACAAGAAAAACAUACGAAGGGAAAAAGCAAGAGCUUAUUGAGCAAAGAAACGAGUUUGAAAAGAAAUUCCAACAACUUUUGGAAAGCUUUAAUCAAUACAUUGAAGAUCACCGAAGUGUUAACAACAAAAAAGGAAUGGAAGAUUUUUUGAAAAUUCACAAAAAUAUGACAGACAGGGAAUUUAAAAAGUUUAAGGCAAGUUUACCAAUUUAUGCGAAGCGCACGGAAAUCUUGGAAACUGUCGGUGGUAGUCAGAUUGUGGUUCUUGUUGGGGAAACGGGUUCUGGAAAAAGUACACAAUUGGCGCAAUAUCUAGCGGAGGAAACGUGGAGUCAAGAUAAAAAGAUUGUUGUAACCCAACCUCGAAAGAUUGCAGCAAUAAGUUUAGCAAAGCGCGUUUCUGAAGAGUAUGGAUGCAAGGUUGGCCAAGAAGUAGGAUAUCAUGUUGGUUUAGAUAAGAAGAUCAAUAAAAAGACAAUUAUCAAGUUUGUUACUGACCGUAUUUUAUUGAACGAAGUUCUGAAAGGCGGCGAGACGAUGCAACAAUAUUCGUGUAUUGUUAUCGACGAAGCGCAUGAAAGAUCUAUUCACACAGAUUUACUUGUGGCCAUGUUGAAGCGACAGCUCACUUCGUUUCCUCAUCUUAAGCUCAUCGUAACGUCGGCUACGUUGAAUACCGAGGUGUUUCGAAGAUAUUUUGACAAUUGUCCCUUGGUGAAAGUGCCAGGUAGGACAUUUCCCGUAGAGAGUGUUUAUACAAGGGAAAGACCUAAAGAUUAUGAUUAUGUUGAUGGUGUGUAUGAGAAGGUGAUGGAGGUUUGUGAAAGCGGAGAACAGGGAGAUAUUCUGGUAUUUUUGACGCAGCAGAAUGAAAUUGAGAAGACAUGUGAUAAGUUAGAGAAGAAAGUAGGAAGGGGAAGUAUCAUUCUUCCACUUCAUGGAAAGUUACAAUCAGAUGAACAACAGAAGGUACUGCAAUACUUUUGUAUAUUAUAUUAAAAAGAGAAAGUUUUAGGUUGGAUCCUCGUAUUUCGCGUGCGAAUAUAUUUCCCUUUGAUGAUGAUCCCAAUUGCAACCUUGACCCUAAAUGUUUUUUUGUUCGAAAAACAUCCUUUUUUUGUGUUGUUGUUUUUUUCCAAAAAGUAGUACGGGUACCAAUUUUAUCCGUGCCGUACCAAAAAUUGAGCGUAGUGUAAACAGAGCUUCAAACACAUCUCGUGUGAAAACUUUAUUCCUACAAAUCUCAUGGAUUUAUUGAACGUUUUGGGGAAGCCGGGUAGCAGAUGUGAAACCUCAGGUGUUAGACCGAGUUAAAGGGAUAUGGCAAUAAAAAUUAACUUUGUCUUAUUUGAAAGAAAUUUUAAAGUUAUUUAUGAAGACCCUUUACAACGUUUUCGUACCUUGCUUGGUUUUCGAAAUAUUUUCACGAAAAACAGUGUGCAGUCCGCCAUCUUGGUAUGCUUGGUAUUAUAAUCGACCUAAUUAACUGCGUUUUUAAUGACGUCACAAGCAGGGUAAACUUGCUAAAACUUCUUCGUGUGGGACUAAAUUUCUUCGAAAAGUUUCCUAAAAUGUUAUGAGUUAAUUGAGUACUAAAAAAGACUUCGAUAAUGACAUGUGUUUUGCAAGAUAAAAAUUUCACUUUUUCUCUACUUGUGACGUAUGCAUAUGUUUAACAACUUUAAUUUGGUAACAGCCAAAUAAGGCUAGGCACGAACGGGACGGUGUCCCAUGCUAGGUGUCAGCCCACAAUACAAAAAUAACAAUAUAAAGUUAAGUGCGUAUCCAAGAUGGCGGAACGCACGCUGCUUUUGUUCAAAGUAAGUCGAUUUAUUUCGAAAACCAAGCAAGAUACGAAAUAAUUGUAAAGGAAGUUUAUACAUUAUUUUAAAUGUUCUUUCAAAUAAGACAAACGAAUCUCUAUUUUUUUAAGGUAUUUGACGCAACGCCUGCUGGAAAAAGAAAGAUCGUUGUCGCAACAAACAGUGCAGAGACGUCACUCACCAUUGAUGGCAUUCGUAUUGUUAUUGAUUCCGGCAUGGUGAAAGAACCGUCCUUCGAUCCUGAUAGAAAUAUGACCACUUUGGAUGUUAAACUUGUGAGCCAGAGUUCUGCUAAACAGCGGACUGGUAGGGCAGGUACGUUAGCGAAUACGUUUGACAAGAACGAAUGGCGGAUAUGGUUAGCGCGCUGUUCCUUACUGUUGUUACUUGAUGUACAAUUAAUUUGCCCUGAAUUGAUGAACAUGAAAACUCAUGUAAGUCGAAUUGUUUGUUUCCCCCUGUGCUUCAAGAGUUUUCCUCUGAAUCCUAUGGUUGACUUCCUUCACCAAAAAACCCUUCUCUCUGCUUCGUAAUGAGUCAUGGGUCAACUCGGUUCUCAGCUGCAAGAAGAUUAACAACCCGUACUCUUCCCUUUACAACUGAGUGACUGUGGACAAUAUCCUAAACAAUUUGCAAAAAAUUUAACACUUCAUACUAUAUUGUAAAUUGUGUUGUAUGCCGUGAGUUACGUACACAAUUUCUUUGCGAAUACAUUUUAUGCAACAUAACUUGUGUUGCAACUAUCAUGAAGUAUUGUUACGUAUACCAGGGCCUUCAGUUUUAGCGGGAUGUAUAUUUGUGUUAAGGAUAAUUAAAAUCUGUAAUUUUCUUUCUUGCUAGGUCGUACAGGGCCAGGCAAGUGUUACUGUAUGUAUACAGAAGAAGAUUACAACAACAUGGACUCAAGUACAAAACCAGAGAUUUUAAAAAUGCAUCUUGGGAUGGCUGUCCUUCAGUUGCUGAGUUUAGGAGUCACAGAUAUCGAGCAGUUUGACUUUGUUGAGAGUCCACCACCUUCUGCGCUGAAGAAAGCACUAGAGAGCUUGAAACUACUGGGUGCUUUGAACCCUGACGGAACAUUGAACCAUUUAGGCGAAGAAAUGCUUCAACUACCAACUGAACCACAACUAUCAAAGGCGCUGCUCGAGGGACUGGACCGAGGGUGUGGUGAUGACGUCAUCAUUGCCGCGGCACUUAUGUCGAGCGGACAUGACGUUUUCUAUCGAGGAACCGUGGAGAAGAGAAACGAGUGCGCAAUUCAAAAACAAGAAUUCUGCCAAACCAGUGGAGAUCUCCUGAGUGCAAUUGAUGUGUAUAAAGAGUGGUUUAAGGUGUCAUCUAAGACUCAAGUAGCCUGGUGCAAGAAGAAUGCAUUGAAUUCCAAAUUACUUCGCUCGGCUCGAGAAACUGGUAAGGAGAUUCGAGAUGCGCUCUCUAAAAUACGACCUAGACUCAACUUACAAGUGACAGCAGAAAACAUUCAGGAAUCUCUCAGUAAAAGUUUGUUAGCUGGAUAUUUUGAAAAUAUAGCUUGGUCAUUUGGUCAUGAGAAGCUCGGCUAUAUGACGGUUUCAUCCAAUCAGAAAGCCAUAAUUCAUCCUUCGUCUGUUCUCUCCAGUCUUGGUGAUCAGCCUGAAUGGGUACUGUACCAGCAACUGAAACGCACGAAUCAGGUAUUCUUACUUAAUCUAACACCAAUACGCUAUGACUGGCUGGCAGAAGUUGCUAUGCAUAUGUUACAGUAUAUUGAUGAAGAAACCAUUGCAAGAUCACGAGUUGUACGACACAGUAUCUACCCAAUUGGUCCAGAGCUGGUUAAAGCUGUGAUUGGCUGCAAAGGUUCAACUAUAAAGCAGAUAGAAACCUCUGUAUCAGAAUACAGUGCCAUAAUUGAUGGACACACUGCAUUUUGUGCAGUGGAAUGUAACGUUGACAAAGGAAUGGUGGAUGUCUAUACGACUGAAGGUUGUCUUAAUUACGCACGUAACCAGGUGAACGAUGUGAUUCGGAAGAAGCGACGUGAACUUGAAGGUUACUCAGAAGUUUUCAUUUCAAAUGUUGGAGGUCUGAAGACGUUAGUUGCGAAUGACUUGACAACGAGAUUGGUCCUUCAACCUGGAACAUCUUGCAAGUUUGAUGUCUUUGUGGAGAAAGAAGAUGUGAGCGAAGAGGUUUGUAUUAUUUUGCAUUGAUUUAAUAUUAGUGUUGAUCUCUUUCAAAGUUGAUAUAUUAUGAGAUAGCAUCGCACAUUUAGUACAAAAGGUUCAUUAGUAGGGUUCUUAAGAGGGCCACAAGUUUAUUAGUCAAACUAUUAUGUGUAACUCUCCGUAAAUAAAGUUUCAAACAAAUAAAAAAACGGAAGGAGAUCUCAUCACUA